AUGGAAGGCGAACAGCAAUACGACACAUCUCCGAUUUUUGACUCGUUUGACAUCGAUCUUGUUGUCAAGCACCUCUCGCAUACUGUUUUCAGUCCAUUCUUCACGUUCUUGUUCCCGGUUUUCUUCUUGUUUCAGGGAUUACACUGGUCCGAUCCGGCUGUUCUAGCCACGGUCGGUUAUAAUUUGGUUCUCUGCGCCUUCUGGUUUUUGAAGUGGUGCUCUCGGUUGUAUCGGAAUCAAGGAAGUCUUCUCUUCGGGCAGCCACCUUUGGACUGGGGCGAACAGGUUGUCGUCAUUACCGGAGGUUCUUCGGGUAUCGGAGAACUCAUUGCGAACACCCUAGCGGUGCGCAAUGUCACUGUUAUUGUGCUGGACAUCAAGCCCAUCAUCACUGAGAAUUUCAACAUAACGUAUUACAAGUGUGAUGUGUCAAAAUGGGAAGAGGUGGAAGCUGUGUCCAAGAAGAUAACGGAUGAAAUUGGUCACCCGACCAUACUCAUCAAUAACGCCGGUGUUGUUCAGGGAAAGCUCUUAGUUGAUCUUACCGCCGCGGACAUUCAACAAACAUUCUCGGUUAACACCUUGGCGCAUUUUUGGACGCUGAAAGCGUUCCUCCCGCACAUGAUUAAACAAAAUUCGGGUCACAUCAUUAAUAUGGCAUCCGUAACAGGCUUGGUAGGCAUGGCGAAAAUGACUGAUUACAACGCGUCCAAGGCGGCGUUGAUCUCUCUGCACGAGUCCCUGCGUUAUGAGCUUGACCACAAGUACCACGCCCCGUCCGUGCGCACUACCCUCAUGAUUCCUGGCCAUGUCGUGACUGGACUAUUCUCCACCGUCCAACUCCCUGUCUCACCGCUGCACCGAUUCUUCUUCCCAAGCCUUGCUCCCGUCACCGUGGUGAAAGCGGUGAUAACGGCUCUGGAUGAACAGCACUCGCGCACCAUAUAUCUGCCUUUCUUCGCUAACUUCACUCCUUUGUUCCCACUUUUUCCAAGUUUCCUGAGAGACCUUGCGCAAUGGGUCUCUGGGUGCGACUAUGCUAUGGACGAUUUCGUGAAAGUGAACAGUCGCCGGUCAGAGGAAGUGCCCCCUGCUGGCGCGGAGUCCGAGGCUUCUACCAAACGCGGUUGA
Molecule: messenger RNA, 1131 nt
Organism: Sparassis crispa
Lineage: Eukaryota; Fungi; Basidiomycota; Agaricomycetes; Polyporales; Sparassidaceae
Product: Dehydrogenase RED2
Exons: 10
Coding region: 1-1131 (376 amino acids)
Molecular function (GO): oxidoreductase activity, acting on the CH-OH group of donors, NAD or NADP as acceptor
Source: RefSeq, a predicted model, not a curated record